CGAGGCUCCGCCCGUUCCCUCCCCGUCGUUCGCUGCUCGCUGUCCCCCUAGUACGAGGCUGCAGUGGGUCAGUGUUGGAGCUUCCUCCUUCCAGCCGGAGUCUGUAGUCAGUGGACCAGCCAAAGCAGCUCACCCCUCAUUCUAAGCAGACCCACCGACCGCCGGACACCAUGGGAAAUGAGGCAAGCUACCCGUUGGAAAUGUGCUCACAUUUCGAUGCUGAUGAGAUCAAAAGGCUAGGAAAGAGGUUUAAGAAGCUUGACUUGGACAAUUCGGGAUCUCUGAGUGUAGAGGAAUUCAUGUCUUUACCUGAACUGCAACAGAACCCCCUCGUGCAGCGAGUAAUAGACAUAUUUGACACGGAUGGAAAUGGAGAGGUAGACUUUAAAGAAUUUAUUGAAGGCGUUUCUCAGUUCAGUGUAAAGGGUGACAAGGAACAGAAACUGAGGUUUGCUUUCCGUAUAUAUGACAUGGACAAGGAUGGCUAUAUCUCAAACGGCGAGCUUUUCCAGGUGUUGAAGAUGAUGGUCGGAAACAACCUCAAGGACACACAGUUACAACAAAUAGUAGAUAAAACAAUUAUCAAUGCAGAUAAAGAUGGCGAUGGGAGAAUAUCUUUUGAAGAAUUCUGUGCUGUCGUAGGUGGUUUAGAUAUCCACAAAAAGAUGGUGGUCGAUGUGUGAUUCUUCAGAACAACAUCCAACACUUAUGCUUUCUUCUCCAUCUCUGAAGAUCUGCUCAAGACGUCCAGCAACGCUCUCUGUGUAUUUUAAAUGGAAGUAUUUUUCUCUGUGAAGCCACAUUUUCCAACAUGAGCCUCAUGAAGCCAACUUAAGUGUUAUUGAACUUUUUAUUCUCUCAAUAACUUGGUGUAGCACUUUAAAGUCUGAAGGACAGCACAGUGGGGAGGAGCAUAUCAGUGUGAUGGAGAAAAAGAAGGGAGUUGGCUUUUUUUUUUCUAUUUAUUUUUUGUUUCCUCAUCUUUUAUAAACAAGAAUUAUAUAUAAAACUUUCUAUGUAGUCAUUAGGUGGGCUUUAAUUUAAUUACUUGAGUAAAAGAAACGACAAAAUAAAAACUAGAGUAAAAAGUGCCAAGCAGAACAUAAGCCGUUCAAUACGUGAAUAUAAAUCCUUACUUUUAUUUCACACAGUUUUAUAAAUAUAUAUAUAUUGUAGAAGAAUGUAUACUUUGAACUGGGUGUCUGGUCAAUGUGUUUUCGUAUCUUGUGAUAUUUUUUUUUUUUGUAUAUUAACUGGUUGAUCAACUCUGUUGCAUCCUGUUAAUCUACUUUAAGUUUUUUUUUUUUAACACAGGAAAUUUGUAUGUUAAUUUAUACAUGUUAAUAUAUUACCAGGGACUGUGUCUCUUGCUUUUUUUUUUUUAAAUAGUUGAAUGUUACUGCCAAGUGAAGAACUGUUAAUGCAUAUAGCAACUGCACAGAACCUAUAUCUCCUGCUUUCCAGAGUUGCUAAAGCAAGUCACCCAAAUUGUACUAUUCUAUCAGUUGCAGCAGCUGCAAUAGGUAUACAACACUUGAGGACCCCCUGUCCCUUUUUUAUAUAAGUCGAUUUGACAGAAGUCGGGAUUUAUUCACUCAUACCUGCCAACUAAAUUGAACAGACUACUGCAGGCAGCAUGACUGGUAACGAUCUAUGUACAUUGGUUAUAGGAGAGGUUCUUUGUCCUGGUGGAAUGUUUUCUGUUACUUUUCGUGAAAAUAAGACAUUCUGUUCUGCUCUGUCCAUAAAUACUCCCAUCAUGUGUGAUAUAAAAGUAGUGAGACACUCAAAUUUUUUUUCCACCUCUCCUUUUUUCUGCUGUGGUACUAUUUGAUGGAAAACAAGUAAAACCAAACCGAGACCUAUAUAUAUUUUUUGUUUUUGUUUUGCUCUUGAAAGCAUAUCCAUUUUAUUAGUGAUUUAGUGAGGGCAGGUAAAAGCAUUGCCUGCUUGCCAUAGCUGUUCCUUCAACUGAGUGCUGCACACCAUGGGCUCUGUCUGUGCGAGAGAAAUCAAGGUGCUUGGUGUCCUUGCAUGACAUGGAGUUUUGCAUGUAGAUCGAUUUUUUUUUUUUUUUUUUUUUUAAAUGUUCCUCUUGUUUACAUAAUUUGCAUUAUAUAUAAAUAUAUAAAUAUUAAACUAAAAAAAAAAAGAAAGGAAAAAAAAAAAGAAAUUGCCAAACUUUGGUACAUGUUGAUGUUCAAUAACAUAAAAAAAAUCUCCACUACACAUUAAGUUUGUUCCUCUGGAUCAGUCCGUGGUUCAUUAUCCCAGACGGUGGUCUUCUGUUCCAGUGUCAGCUGCCAUGUGCUCUGCUACAAGGGGGAUUUAGUCUUUUGUGAAUUUAUUAUUUUUUGUACAUACAUUGUGUUUAAACAUUUUAGCAGAUGCUUUCUAUUUCUAAUGCUUGUGCAUACAUUGGCUGACUUUCAGAUAGCAAGCAUUUCUUUAUUGGAGAUUUUUUUUUUUUUUCUAAUUUGUGUGAGGGGAAUGGUUAAUGUUGAAUGUUUUUUUUUUUUUUUCUUUUUCUUUGUUUCCUUUGCAUGCUAUAUAACUUGUAGGAACUGUAGAAAUCUUCAUACUCUAUGAAUAAAAAGAUGGAACUUGUU
Rana temporaria (common frog) is the source of this 2609-nucleotide messenger RNA. It is a transcript of the gene PPP3R1, whose product is annotated as protein phosphatase 3 regulatory subunit B, alpha. NCBI's taxonomy places the organism in Eukaryota, Metazoa, Chordata, Amphibia, Anura, Ranidae. The record is from RefSeq and is a predicted model, not a curated record. Bases 171 to 683 code for a protein of 170 amino acids. The transcript is spliced from 6 exons. Gene Ontology annotation, molecular function: calcium ion binding; calcium-dependent protein serine/threonine phosphatase regulator activity.